Molecule: messenger RNA, 2560 nt
Organism: Nelumbo nucifera (sacred lotus)
Lineage: Eukaryota; Viridiplantae; Streptophyta; Magnoliopsida; Proteales; Nelumbonaceae
Product: F-box only protein 13-like
Molecular function (GO): protein binding
Source: RefSeq, a predicted model, not a curated record
AUUGAGAGCCCGGCCCCUUGAGAGUAAGGGCUUUCACGCAGCUGUCUAUGGUAUUGCAUGAGAUAAAGAAAUUCAGAAGCUGUAUUUAAUUUGGUAAAAAUCUGACAAGUAACCAAAAAAAUCAGACUUUCAUGAAUGCAGCUCAAUCACCACAGAAGCCUCUCCCCAACGGGCUCUAAGCUGACUUGACGUUCCAAGUGGGUCUAUUUGAGUAAUAUAUAUAUACAUAUAUGAAAACGUUGGAGCUUUUAAGCUUUAAGAACCUGAUUCUGAUUUGGCCAAAGCAAUGGUUACGGCCAUUCUUCCAUUGAUGGUCUCUAGUCUCUUCGUAGAUGAAGAUCAAGAAUAGUGGCUUGGCGUCAAAUAUCUUCUUUUUAAGUAUUACCAUUUUAAAUUUUUUAUCAUUAAUUAUUUAACACCUGGACCCGACGCUGGUCCAAACUCCGUACUAUGCUAGCUCGGACCAGUGUUUGAUUGAGCAGGAAAGCUAGUCAUGACUCAUGACAUUCUGAGGCUUUUUUGUCUACUAGCUAUGGUUAUUACUUGGGUUGAAAAAACUUGAAAUUUAAGUUAGGGUUGGGUUGAGAAGUAUGAACCUGAUUUAGAUUUUGGGUUGGGUUAAUUGAAGUGUUCUUUUUUAGCAAUCCCACACGCAACCGGUGAGUAAACCAAUUAGAAUCCAUCCAACUCCCAAGUCAUCGGGUACUUGGAUUGAGUUAGGGUUGACGGUUGAUCUCAACCCAACUAACCAGCCCGACUUGUAUCCUUUGACUCUAAGCAUAGCCUUUGAAAAUUAGAAGCCAGAUGGCAGGGAUUCGUGCGAGGGUAAAAUGGUCAUUCAGUAGGCAAAGAAAGUUUUACUCGUUUAGUUGCGUUUUACUGUCGCGUGCCGGCGCAUGUUAGCGUGGUCCCCCAACCGUUUCGGAUUCCGGCCCACCACCCCCUCUGUCAACGCCAAACAAAAAGAGCUCCCCAGGAAGCUUCGCUCUCUCUCUCUCUCUCUCUCCAUAUAUAUGUCUCUGAGGAAAGAGGAGCAAACUUGUCUUUCAUUCACAGUUCGUUAAGGGGCAGGAAUUCGGAUAACAGAUCUUCUUUACAUAUUUCCAGUUCAUGGAAAUGGAUCAGAACUUGGUAUCAAAGAUAACCUUGAAGAGAAAACUACCUGAAGAAAGAGAUAUUGGGAUGUUGGGCCUGUCCUUUGACGAGUUGAACCAAGACCUGCUCGAGAGGGUGCUCUCAUGGCUACCAACAUCAAGCUUCUGCCGCCUCCGUUCAGUGUGCAAAAGAUGGAGUUCUGUUGCAAACUCUGCAACUUUUCAACUUGCCUGCUCCCAGGUUCCCUAUCGGGAUCCUUGGUUUUUCAUGGUUGGUCCCCAUCUUGACCAAUCAAUUAUCUUUGACACUGCUGAAAGGAAAUGGAAAAAUCUUAAUAACCAACUUCUCCAACAAAAUCCCAGCUGCAAUUUCAUUCCAGUUGCUGCUUCUGGUGGUCUGAUAUGUUUCCGCACUAUUUCUGGUGACUUUGUUGUCUGCAACCCAGUCACAGGUGCCUGCCGAGAAAUUCCUCCUGUAGGAGAGACCACUCAAAGUCAGACUGUCCAUGCCAUUGCAAUGGUUUCAUCUUCUAACUGCUCCUCGUAUAAGCUUGUAUUAGUCUCUGGUGAAUUCCCAAGUCUCUCUGUCAAAGUCUAUGAUUCAGAGAAAAACUUGUGGCAAGAAGAGAUUGUGCUUAGUAGGAAAACCAGCAAUUCAUUAGAAUCUGAGAUGGCUGGAGAUGAGACUCUUUACUUUCUCAGUAAAGCAGGAGAUGUUGUCAUGACUAACAUGCAAAGGAGCCCAUCGAAGCAAUACUCAUCUGUUAUAACUGUCAAAGAUGGUGAAGAGAUUAUUUAUUUUCUUAGCUCCUCAGGGACGGUUAUCUCAUGCAAUUUAGCCCACAAAUGCUUCUUUGAGUAUCCAAGGUUGCUUCCGGUCUUUUUUGAGUAUUCCAUUGAUGUUGUUGAGUGUAGGGGUGAGAUGUUGGUAGUGCUAUUGUCAGAGUUCCUAGAAACCGCGAGUCUUAGAGUCUGGAAAUUCUGUGAGGGGGACCGGUCGUGGCAUCAGCUUGCAGUUAUGCCUCCAUCGAUGUCACAUGAAUUUUAUGGCAAGAAAGCAGAUAUAAAUUGUGUAGGAUCUGGAGGUCAGAUACUUAUAUGUGUGAAUUCUGGUGAGUUUAGUAGUUGUUACUUAUGUGAUUUGGUGAGAAAUGAAUGGACUGAAUUGCCAAGGUGUUUUGUGGAUGGGGAGGCAAAGGAAUUCAUGUCUGCCUUCUGUUUCGAGCCCAGGAUGGAGGUUUAUGUAUGAAGAAAGGUACAAGGAAGAGCAUGUGAGACGAUGAAUCCAAUUAAAGAUGGUCUUUUUUCUGUACUUUUAUUUUGCUUUUUAUUUCAAGAAAGGUUUAUGUAACUGUCUUCCUAUUGUACAAUGGCAAACUAAAGUUGCAUAAAAUUUUAUGGAUGUAAGUACCUUUGAAUGUUUUGUUCAACUAAUGAAGAUUUUAAGCUUAAUUCUUGUUUUUAAA